This is a messenger RNA of Macrobrachium nipponense, 2536 nucleotides long. RefSeq names its product eukaryotic translation initiation factor 3 subunit B-like (gene eIF3b). Gene Ontology annotation, cellular component: eukaryotic translation initiation factor 3 complex. The record is from RefSeq and is a predicted model, not a curated record. Gene Ontology annotation, biological process: translational initiation. Gene Ontology annotation, molecular function: RNA binding; translation initiation factor binding; translation initiation factor activity. Lineage: Eukaryota; Metazoa; Arthropoda; Malacostraca; Decapoda; Palaemonidae.
CCGGCAAGUUUCGUUCUUUCAAGCCACCACACGAGGCCAACCACAAAGAUGGCUAAGAAAAAUAAGCCCAAAUCAAUGGAUAAUGAAGAUGGAGGAGGCGCUGAAGAGGAAGAUCCUGAUUUCAGUGAUCCUGAAGACUUCGUCGACGAAAUAACGGAUGAAGAGUUGCUUGGUGACUUGCUUCGACAGAAGCCGAAGGAGACGGAUGGUGUUGAAUCUGUUAUUAUAGUUGAUGGUGUCCCCUCAGUUGGUGCAGAGCGAUUGGAGAAACUUAAAAAUGUGGUUCGCAAAAUCUUUAAAGAGUUUGGUACACUUAUCAACGAAUAUUAUCCAACAGGAGAAGAUGGCAAGACUAAAGGGUACAUCUAUUUGGAGUUUAAAGACAGAGCCUCAGCGGAAGAGGCUGUGAAGCAGAGGAAUAACUACAAGUUAGAUAAGCAACAUACCUUCUUUUGUAACGUUUUCACAGAUUUUGACAAAUAUGAAAAUAUCACUGAUGAAUUUGUGCCACCAGUUCCUCAACCGUACAAGGAUCACGGUAACCUGCACUACUACUUGCUAGAAGAGAACUGCUUUGAUAUGUUUUCUGUUCUUUAUGAUGAGGGACUUAAAACUGCCAUAUAUCUUAAUUCCAUCCCCGAAGCUCAAGAAGUGAUAAACGUGAGUAUGUGGAGACAGUCUUAUGUCCGUUGGUCACCUCGGGGCACUUACCUUUGCCACUUUCCAUGUCAAGGCAUAGCCUUGUGGGGGGGUGAGAAAUUCAAGCAACUAAAGAAGUUUAGUCAUCCUGGAGUUCGUUCAUUAUUUUUUCACCAUGUGAGUAAAUACUUGGUCACAUUCUCUCCUCACGUUGAUCCGAGGGCUGAAGAACCCCAGUCUGUCAUUAUUUGGGACACAAGAUCUGGCCAGAAGAAGAGAGCAUUCAAUGCUGAGAGACCACCACUGUGGCCAGUUUUCAAGUGGUCCAAUGAUGAUAGGUACUUUGCCAGGAUUGGUGAAGAUCUCUUAAGUGUGUAUGAGACCCCGUCCUUCGGAUUGCUUGAUAAGAAGAGCAUAAAAGUUAGUGGUAUUAAGGACUUCAGUUGGUCUCCCACAGACAACAUUUUGGCAUAUUGGAUUGCAGAAGACAAAGAUGUACCAGCCAAAGUGACCCUUGUUUCCAUACCAAGCAGAGAAGAAGUGCGCACAAAGAAUCUGUUCAAUGUUGCUGACUGCAAGAUGCACUGGCAGAAAUGUGGUGAUUAUUUGUGUGUUAAGGUCGCCAGAUACGCCAAGGCAAAACGUGAAAAGAAUGAAGUGAAGUACUCCGGUAUAUACUACAAUUUUGAAAUUUUCCAUAUGCGAGAAAAGGGAAUUGCUGUUGACAGCUUGGAAAUUAAGGAAAAUAUUCAGGCAUUUGCUUGGGAACCAGUAAAUAAUAAAUUUGGUAUUAUAUCAGGGGAACCUCCCAAUGUUAAUGUCACCUUCUUCCAAGUGAAUAAGGGACAACCGCCAACUGAGCUGAAGAAGUUGGAGAAACGUCCAUGCAACAACCUCUUCUGGUCUCCACAGGGUCAGUUUGUUGUAUUGGCUGGCCUUCAUAACCUAAGUGGAGCUCUUGAGUUUAUUGACACCAAGGAUUUCCAGGUAAUGCAAACUGCUGAACACUUUAUGGCAACUGAUAUUGAGUGGGAUCCAACGGGUCGUUAUGUUGCAUCUUGUGUGUCUUGGUGGGGCCAUAAGGUUGAUAAUGCUUACUGGUUGUGGUCAUUCCAAGGAAAAUGCUUGAAGAGACAAGUCUUCAAUAAGUUCUGUCAGCUGCUGUGGAGGCCUCGUCCACCAUCGCUGCUUUCAGCUCAAGAUAUCAAGGAUAUCAAGAAGAACAUGAAGAAGUAUGCUGCUAACUUUGAGGUGCAAGAUAAGAUGCGUUUCAGCAAGGCCUCUCGAGAAAUUAUUGAGAAGCGACAGAAACAGAUGGCUGUGUUCACAGAAUAUCGCCAGAAGCAAAUAGACCUUUACAAUGAGACCAAAGAAGAACGCUUGAAACUUCGUGAUGGACAAGAUACCGACACCCUUACAUCGAAUGAAAAUGACUUCAAGGAAGAAAUUGUUGAAUUUUUGAUCAAGAAAGACGUUGUAGUGAUUGAAGACUAAUCAUCAAGCUAAAAUCUGCGUAUUCGCCAUCUUUGUAUUGUGGCCUCGUGAAGUGUGGUGGUGGUGGAAGAACUAUUAACAUCAGCUGUAGAAUACAUUUACGGAUCACUUCUUUGAUGGUGAAAAAUUCUAUUCGGCCUUUAAUCACUUUGAGGCUGAUUAAUUGAAUUAGCUUUAGGGUGAGGUUUGAUGAAAAGACUUUAGAGCUCAAGCUCAACUAGACUUUCAGCUGUAGAGCCCAAGCUCAAGUAGACUUUCAGCGGCAGAGUUGGGGGAUAUAUUCAACAUGUCCUUUUGGACUUCGUGGUGUGUAACUCCUGGGACGAUUCUGUAUUACAGUGGUUUAUUCCAUAUUCCUUUUAGGAAAAAGUUGAGUCUACUUAUUAAAUUGUUUAAAGUGAAA